AUGACCGAGUUCUCUACUAACCAAAUUUAUGUGCCUCGCAACGAUGCUACACUAUCGGGACUCUCUCAUUUGAAUAAUAUAACGGAGAGCAAUGCCGGAAACGUUUUCACAUUAUUUAUUAAUAACUUUAAACAUGAAAAUAGAUAUAUUUAUAAAGAUCAAUUGAGAUCGAAUUUUACGAAUGGAAACUACAUUUUGGAAGUGGAAUUGUUACAUAUUGCGGCCUUUAAUGAUCAUUUACAUAAUGCUAUUAUACACACUCCGAAUACAUAUAUACCAUUGCUGGAAAAAUCUGUAAAAGAAAAUGUCAUUCCAAACAUUUGUAAGCCGUCCUACGAAAGGCAACCACUCGAAGAAUUCAAAGAGUUUCUAAAAGAUAUUCCAUUUCAACUCACAUUCAAGUGGUCUGUGGCAACACCAGUGAAUAUUCGAGAUUUGAAAGCCGAGGACGUGGGGCAUGUCGUUUGUGUGCGAGGUAUUAUUAUUAAUAAUUCUAGAGUGAGCGUGAAAAUCGAGAAGGCCUACAUUCGAUGUUCACUAUGUCCAAAAGAAGAAAUUAUUCAUGUGAAUCCUGGCUUUACUGGAAUUAAUUUACCCACAAAAUGUAACAAUGAGGCUGGAUGUAAAGGAUCCUAUCGUAUUGUUCCUGACAAGUGCAAAUACUACGAUCAACAAACAUUAAAAUUGCAAGAAAGUCCAGAAACUGUAACAACAGGUGACAUGCCAAGAACCAUUCUCAUGUAUAGUGACAGAAAUUUAGUUGAAAAAACACCUCCAGGAACCAGAGUCAAUGUUGUAGCCAUCAUGAGCACAUUCCAAUCUGCUGGAGGUAAAAAAUCUAAUUCUAAUGUUUCUCAACCCUAUUUAAGAGUUAUUGGCUUUGAAAUUACAAAUGACGGUUCAGGACGAUCCAAGAUGGAAUUUAGCAGAACUGAAGAGAAUGAAAUGCGCCAAUUUUCCAAACAAAAGAAUCUAUACAAAACUAUUGCAGAAUCCAUUGAUCCAGCAAUUUAUGGCUGCGAAGAUAUUAAGAAAGCUCUUGCAUGUCAAUUAUUUGGAGGAUCAUCCAAAGUUCUCAAUGAUGGAAUUCGAAGAAGAGGUGAUAUUAAUGUUUUACUACUAGGUGACCCAUCUACUGCCAAGUCUCAAUUGUUAAAAUUUGUUGAAAAAGUGGCGCCUAUUGGAGUUUACACAAGUGGUAAGGGAAGUAGCGCUGCUGGUUUAACAGCAUGUGUCAUUAAGGAACCAGGUAGUGGAGAGUUUUAUUUGGAAGGAGGGUCCAUGGUUUUGGCCGAUGGUGGAAUUGUGUGCAUUGACGAAUUUGACAAGAUGAGAGAACAAGACCGAGUAGCCAUUCACGAGGCUAUGGAACAACAAACUAUUUCAGUUGCCAAAGCAGGUAUUACCACAGUACUGAAUAGUAGAACAUCUGUACUGGCAGCAGCCAAUCCAUUAUUUGGUCGAUAUGAUGAUUUUAGAUCUCCUGCAGAACAAAUAGAUUUCCAAACCACCAUCUUGUCAAGAUUUGACAUGAUUUUCAUUGUGAGAGACUUGGUCGACAAGGAUCGAGAUCAACGUAUUGCAAAUCACGUGCUCAAUCACAAACGUGACAACAAUAAUACCAACAAACACAAAACAGAUGACAGUGCCAUUCAAAAACUGAAAAAGUAUAUUGCAUACUGUCGUGCCGUAUGUUCUCCGCGAUUAUCUGAUGAAGCAUCCGAGUAUUUGCUUAAUUUUUAUGUACAACAGAGAGAAUCAAGCAAAACUGAAGAAUCCAUCAUUCCAAUCACAGUGAGACAAUUAGAAGCCUUAAUUCGUAUUUCUGAAUCUCUAGCAAAAAUGGAAUUGUCAGAUGUUGCUACUUUGAAACAUGCAGAGGAAGCUGUUCGUUUAUUCAAGAGCUCAACUGUGGAGGCAAUUAACACUCAUGGUCUUGGAGGAGAACUUGCAUUGGCUUCCAUGUCUCAAGAAAUUCAAGUCAUUGAAAAUGAUAUUCUCAAAAUUACACCCAUAGGUCAUACCUCUCAAGUGGAAGCCAUUGUUUCCAAUCUUGAAAACAUGGGACACAAACGACACUUGAUUGAAAAGGCAAUCUUUAUCAUGUGCCAACGAAAGGAUUUAGAGUACAAGGCUCAAAGAAAAUUUGUCCAUCGUAACAGAUAA
Molecule: messenger RNA, 2166 nt
Organism: Naegleria lovaniensis
Lineage: Eukaryota; Heterolobosea; Eutetramitea; Acrasida; Naegleriidae
Exons: 3
Coding region: 1-2166 (721 amino acids)
Biological process (GO): double-strand break repair via break-induced replication; DNA replication; DNA replication initiation
Cellular component (GO): MCM complex; nucleus
Molecular function (GO): ATP binding; single-stranded DNA binding; DNA replication origin binding
Source: RefSeq, a predicted model, not a curated record